AUGUUUUUCUCCCUCUUUCUUGUUGCCGGGCAACAGAUCAACAAUGAUUUUUGUCUCGACCCCAGGUUACAGAUCAACAAUGAGUUUUUGUCUUCGUACUCAAGAAAUCCUUGCCCUGAAAUCCCGGCUGUCUUGGAGCAGUACUUGAACGGGAUAGCCGCCAAUGGCGAGACUCUAUAUCAUUGGCCACUCUUGAAGCCCUUGCUUUUUGCCAAAAUGGAACAGGUGAUUGGAGAGCUACAAAAGGGGUUGAGCUCCGAAGUUAUCCCUGAGAGACCAAAUGUGGAAAAUGUUCCCUUUGAUGUGAUGCAUGCUCGCAUAGUGGAAGCAUUCCAUAAAUUUAAUGGUACUCCGUUUACCAUUCAGCGAUUGUGUGAGCUGCUCAUGGACCCCAAGAGACACUACAAACGCAGUGACAAGUUCCUCCGAGGACUAGAAAAGAAUGUGCUAGUGGUCAGCACUGUGGAUCCAUUUGGAAGAAAUGUUGUCUCUGAGGUUGGCAACAAGCACUUAGUCAAUGGCUUGGAUACAGUGGGGUCACCUUUCUUCCCUCGGGACUCCAGUAUCACUUCAAACCUGCCACCUGUCCCUGGAUGGGUCACGUCUGCCCCGUCUGUGACCUCUCCACACAGUGUUGCACCUACAGCAGUAGCAGAUCAGAAACAAUCACAGCCUUCAUCGCAUGACUCAGCGGUUACAACCAGCGUGGUAUCUGGUGUGGUCACCUCCCUGUACGGCGAACCGCCACAGGCAACUCAGGCGGAAGAGGUGGUUGAGGAAACUGUGGUUACCAUGGAUACAAGUGAGAGCUCCGUAGCCGACUGUCGCGAGACUGGGUCAGAAGACGGCAUGGGCAGAGAGGAUAGCAAUACGUCGUCAUCUUCAUCCUCCUCAUCAGAGGAGCUGUCAGCAAAUGACACAAGUGACAACAGUCCCGGUGUACCAGCAGCCGACACUGACACAUCUCACACAAGUCCCUGGGUUUCUGUCCUUGCUGAGGGAGAAGACAAAGUACAUGUGACAUCAUCUGUUGCUGCCGGUGUUGAUGAUCAGUCUGCCGGAGUCACAAAUGUUGAUUCCUCGGACGAGUGUAACAGAUCUGCAUCUAAGAUGUCACCACAACAGGCAGUUGGUGUUGGAGGGACAUAUUCUAUCUUGUCCUCUAGUGGAGUCAACUCAAGUAGUGAAUCGAGUGAGAAGUCUAGUUCAUGCGUAGACAGAAGUAAUUCACUUGAGAGUGAAUCAAGUGAGAAGUCUAGUUCACAUGGGGAUGACAGCAGUUCACUUGAGAAUGAAUUGAUUGCAAAGUCUAGUUUGCGUGUGGAUGAAAGCAGUUCACUUAAGAGUGAAUCGAGUAAGAAGUCCAGUUUCCAUGUGGAUGACACCAAUUCACCUGAUAGAAGUAAUUCACUUGAGAGUGAAUCAAGUGAAAAGUCUAGUUCAGAUGUAGAUGGCAGUAGUUUACAGCUGCCUAUGGACACAUCCUAUUCUCAAGAACCCCAAGCUAAGCGUCGCAAGUUAUCUCAUGAAAUGUCACAUGUGCAUGACUCACCCAAAACCUCGUCAGAUUUUCCAGUUUCCUCCAACACCUUAGGUGAUGUUGUGGCCUCGUCAGAUUUUCCAGUUUCCACCAACAUAUUAGGUGAUGUGGUGGCCUCAUCAGAUUUUCCAGUUUCCACCAACACAUUAGGUGAUGUUGUGGCCUCAUCAGAUUUUCCAGUUUCAUCCAGUACAUCCGGUGAUGUUAUUGUCCCAUCAGCUUUUCCAGCUUCAUCCAGUACAUCGGGUGAUGUUACUGUCCCAUCAGCUUUUCCAGCUUCAUCCAGUACAUCGGGUGAUGUUGAUAUGUCACUAGACUCUGACCCCGUAUCCACAACUGAAUCAAACAUGACCUCUGAGCUAAAUCCAGCAGAUCUUCUGUGUGUCCAGGACACUGAUGUCCAUGGUGGACUUGUGGAUUCAGAGCUAGGAGUACAUCCUGAGGUACAUGAGCCUGGCUCGGAGGGUCCAGAAUGUGUGGCAUCGCCACCGUCCCAGGAGGCAUCAUCUAGUGACAGUCAAGGGUUCGAUGCCACUGUUGAAAGCCAGAACAUAGUGGAUACAGAGGCAACAAAUGUGGAGGGAUCUGCAAAACUGGAUGGGUUUGACCAGGCAGGAGAAUUUCGGAAGACUGAAGAGCCAGAAAAAGAGGAAGAAAUAAGUGAGGGUAAUUUAGUGGACCCACAGAGUUAA
Molecule: messenger RNA, 2232 nt
Organism: Candidula unifasciata
Lineage: Eukaryota; Metazoa; Mollusca; Gastropoda; Stylommatophora; Geomitridae
Source: the annotation of a GenBank genome assembly